AUGGCAACCAAGUACCUUGUCAAGGUCCUGGAGGAGCUUGGCCUGGUGUCCCUCUACUCGUCCACCAUCGACACUAAGCUCCUCUGCAUCCAACGAUUCGUCCGUCUCUUUGCGUAUGGCGCCUCGACGCUCAUAUUGGUGGCAUACCUCAGUGCCUUGGGUAUCUCGGAAACAAAGAUUGGUCUCUUCAUGACCCUCACGCUCGUUGGAGAUGUCUGUAUCAGCUUCCUGUUGACCCUGUUUGCGGAUGCCUUGGGGAGGAAAGCUAUUCUUACUCUAGGAGCAGCAUUGAUGGUCAUUGCUGGCACAAUGUUUGCUUUGUUUGGAAACUAUUGGAUCCUGCUCGUUGCCGCCAUUGUUGGCGUCAUUAGUCCAAGUGGCAAUGAAAUAGGACCCUUUCGAGCUAUUGAGGAGUCGACCCUCGCACAACUCACCCCCGCAGCAAAUCGUGGAGACAUAUAUGCUUGGUAUUCCUUGAUUGGCACAGCUGGGUCUGCAUGUGGGAUGAUGAUAUGCGGAUGGUUGCUCAACCAUAUGACAAAAAAUCUGGGUUAUGAUGAGGUCGCAGCAUAUAGGACUGUCUUUUGGGGAUAUGCUGUUGUUGGAAUCAUCAAGUUCUGUCUGGCACUGGCACUCAGCAAAGCAUGCGAAGCAGAGAAGAAACAAGCGCCGCCUGUAGCAGAUCCAGAAACGGCACCUCUACUUGGAGACGGUGCUGAGGAUGAGGAACCUAAGAAGAAGCAAUCGAGGUUGCUAGCUCUUUUGCCGGAAAUCAGCAAGGAGAGUAGGAUUAUUGUGGUCAAUCUUUGCAUUCUGUUCGCGCUAGAUGCCUUUGCAUCUGGUCUUGCGCCUCUCUCCUGGGUGAUCUGGUUCUUCAAGAAGAAGUUCGACCUCAAAGACGGAAUGCUUGGUUCCCUUUUUUUCACUACUAGCAUCAUUGCCGCAGCUUCAAUGCUUGUAGCUUCGUCAAUUGCAAAACGAUUCGGCAAUAUCAAGGUACGUACCGCGUCCCGCUGUACCAUGGUGUUUACUCACCUCCCGUCCGCCAUCUUCCUCGCGCUCAUCCCCAUUCCAAACUCUUUGCCCUUCGCGACUCUCUUCAUCGUCCUCCGCUCUUGCACACAAUCCAUGGACGUCGCCCCUCGCUCCGCUUUCCUCGCGGCAGUUGUCCUCCCACACGAACGAACCGCAAUAAUGGGCGCCAUCAACGUCGUCAAGACCUCUGCUCAGAGUCUCGGACCAACUAUAACUGGUAUACUAGCCAAUCACAACUUGUUUUGGGUAGCGUUCGUGACGGCCGGAUCGUUGAAGGCAACGUAUGACUUGGGUAUGCUGGCUGUGUUCGCAGGGCAUAAGACAAGAGAGGAGAGGGACGAAGAACAGAGACAAGUUGAAGAGGAUGAGUUGUUGAGAGAGAGCGAGGAUCCUAAUGAGCGGUAG
Hyaloscypha bicolor E is the source of this 1440-nucleotide messenger RNA. Its product is annotated as MFS general substrate transporter. Gene Ontology annotation, cellular component: fungal-type vacuole membrane. Gene Ontology annotation, molecular function: transmembrane transporter activity. The transcript has 4 exons. Gene Ontology annotation, biological process: transmembrane transport. Lineage: Eukaryota; Fungi; Ascomycota; Leotiomycetes; Helotiales; Hyaloscyphaceae. The coding region runs from base 1 to 1440 and encodes 479 amino acids. The record is from RefSeq and is a predicted model, not a curated record.